UUCUGCUUGACAAGAGAGAAAACAUGGCAUCUGCAGGUCUCCAGAUUUUGGCCACCUUCCUGGCAAUCAUCGGCUUUCUUGGAGACAUCAUCAUCUGUGCUCUGCCCAUGUGGAAGGUGUCUGCUUUCAUUGGAAGUAACAUUAUCACGGCACAGACCUAUUGGGAGGGCCUGUGGAUGAACUGCGUGAUGCAGAGCACGGGCCAGAUGCAGUGUAAGGUCUACGACUCCAUGCUAGCUCUGCCCCUCGAUCUUCAAGCUGCCCGCGCCCUGGUUGUGAUCUCCAUCUUGGUGGCCUUAAUGGGAAUCAUGCUAGCCGUUGCAGGGGGAAAAUGCACCAACUGCAUUGAAGAUGAGGAGGCCAAGAGUAAAGUAGCCAUUGCUGCAGGUGUGUUCUUCAUCGUGAGUAGUAUCCUGUGCAUCAUCCCUGUGUCCUGGUCUGCCAACACUGUCAUCAGAAACUUCUACAACCCCAUUAUGAACGACGCUCAGAGGAGAGAGCUGGGAGCCGCGCUGUUCAUCGGCUGGGGAGCAUCAGGACUUAUGCUGAUUGGAGGUGCACUUCUUUGCUGCCAGUGCCCGAAGACUAAGGACAGCGGAUACUCAGCCAAAUACUCUGCCCCACCCUCCGCACCCAGUGGAGGAGCCUAUGUUUGAGUAUACUUUCUCUAGGAAACUGGACUGACCUAUAAUGUUUAUGCUGUUAAC
Molecule: messenger RNA, 707 nt
Organism: Gymnodraco acuticeps
Lineage: Eukaryota; Metazoa; Chordata; Actinopteri; Perciformes; Bathydraconidae
Product: claudin-like protein ZF-A89
Exons: 1
Coding region: 24-656 (210 amino acids)
Biological process (GO): cell adhesion; bicellular tight junction assembly
Cellular component (GO): plasma membrane; bicellular tight junction
Molecular function (GO): structural molecule activity
Source: RefSeq, a predicted model, not a curated record